AUGAAAUAUAAUCUAAAUUAAUUAGCACCUAUAGCAAUGUAUUAUUGAUAAAUCCUAUUAGAUUCUGUGGAGUCUUCCUAAUAUUUAAUAAAAAGAAAAAUGACGUUAUGCAAGCUUAUGUAGGUUAUACUUUAAUGAUUUUUGGAUUGAUGUAUAUUAUAUUUCAUAAUUAUUAGAUGGUUGAUUUACUCUUCAAAAGCUCUACUUCUAUUAAUGGUAAACCAUUUAAUUUAUUAUACUAGUAUCAAAAAUUUAUUCAAGAAGAAGUUAAUAUCCAAAUUCAAUAAUAAAGCAAAUAAAAUUUUAAAAACUAAUCAAAGAAAAAAUAAUAAAUAAAAAAUGAGAAUUAUAUGAAGAUUUCAGCAUAAUAGAAAGAAUAAUCAGUUAGAUCAACAACAAAAGAAGUGGAAACUUAAUCAUUCAAGAAAGAGGAAUAAGAAUUAUUAGAAAAUAAGUAAGAAAAUUAAAAGUCAAAUAAAUAAAAAUAAACUUAAAAAAAAUAAGAUUCUGGAAUAGAGCAGAAAAUAAAAAGUACAAGUCAUUAUUUAAAAUAAUUAGAUGAUAAAAAUGAAAUUAAAAAAGAGAAUAAAUAAAAGAAAGUUGAAUAAUAAGUAGUUUAACAAGAAAAUGAUGAUAAUAAUAAUGAUGAUGAAUGGGUUGAAGUUGGAAAUAAAAAGAAAUAAUUGAAUCAUAUAUAAAAAAAAGAAGAGGAAGUUUAAUUAUAAGCAAAAUCAAGUAAAAUUAUUUGUUUAAUAAUUAAGUUCAGUAAUUAUAAAAGAAUUAAAAAAUAAAUGAAUAAUAAUUAAAACAAUAAAUUGAAUUAUAAAGUAAAUAGUAGAAUCUUGUUUAAAAAGAAUCAUUAGAAUCCAUUAAAAUAUAAAAUAAAAAAGAAAAAGAAAAAAAAUAAAAAUAAAAAUAAAAAAUUGAAGAGUAACAAGUUUAAGAUGAAGAUGAAGAAGAAUGGAUUUCAGUCUAAGGAAAAUAAACAAAAAUAAAAGAUAAAACAAAUAUAAAUGAUGAAGUGGAUACAAUAAAUAAUAUUAAAUAAUAGAGUAGAGGAUUAUUUACAAAAGAAGAAUACUAAAAAUUGAAAGAGGAAGCUAAAUAAAUAGAAGAAGCUUAUAGAAUGAGAAUAUAAUAAAUAGAUGAUAUUCAUCACUGUAAUUCAAUUUCAAAAUUGACACAAUAUGAAAUUAAAAAUGCUGAUAAAAUCUUAAAUAAUUAGAAUAUAACAACAAUUCCAAAGAUUGAUUUAAAGAUACUUGAUGUAAAACCAAAAAGUUAUACAAGAGAAGAAAUAGAUAAAUUAGUAUAGGAUAAAAUGCCUAAACCAAAAAAUGUAAUAUCAAAUGAUGUUUUUAUUGAAAAAUCAGAUCCUAUAAAAUGUUAGACAAAGAAUAAAUAAGAAGGAGAUAAGUAAGUUUUAAAAUCAAAAUUGAUUAUAUUCAAAUAAAAUUAAUAGGAGUAAAAACAAUAGAAUGAAUAAUUAAUAUAUACAGAUCCACCUAUAACAUUUAUGGUAAAUAAGAAUAAAUAAUAAUCAUUUUUCAGUGAAUAGAUUGAAUAAACAACGAAUACAAAAGGAAAAGAAUUAUUUGGAAGAGUUAAAAGAUAUAGAAGACCAAUAUAAAAGAAGAAUAUUUCUGAGAUGAAAUAGAAUUAAAAUAAUAUAGACAAUGAUAAUUUUGAGCCUUAAGAAUUAGAUUAAAAUAAAGUGUUAUUACCUAGAUAUUAAGAAUUAGAUGAAUAAGAUAGAAUUAAAUUAAUAAGAGAUACUAUCCCUGUAAUAUAUAGAGAAGAUUUGGAUGAUGAAAAUAUCUUAGAAGAAGAAACUAUGAGUUUAGUAUUAGCAGGCAGAAAAGAAAUAAUUCAUUAAGAAUAUAUUUAAUUAUUGAAUAAAUUUAGAGAUGAAAGAAGAAAGAUAUUAGAAUAGAAGAAAUAUGAUCAAUAUAUAGAUUUAAUUGAAUAGAUGGAUGAAGAAAUAUAUUAAUUAACUGAGGAUGGAAUUAAUAUAAUUAUAUAAUCAUUGAAUAUUAGUUAGGAAGAUUAUGAAAAGUCAUUCUUGUUUUAUUCUUAGAAAUAAGAAUUUGUCUCUUAGCUAGUAUUCUUUUAAUAAAAUCUUAAAGAUAUUCUACCUGCUAAAUUUAAGCUUAAUAAAUUAUAAGGAAUUUAAUUAAUUAAAUAUAAGAUUAAUGUCAUAGAAAAUCGUGACAAAAAUGAAUAAUUUAGUACAGUAAUUAAGGUUUUCAAUAAUAGACAAUCUAAUGAUAAUUCAGCUAUUUUACCAAUAUUAUUGAAUUCAUUAAUUGAUGACAUUAUAUAUUAGAAAUUUGGAUAUGAAGAAGAAGAUAAAAUUAGAUUCAUGAGUAAAAUUUUAUUAUUAUUAUUAAAGAAUUAUUUGAUAAAGAUUAAGAAGUUAGAUAAUUAUAAUUACAAUUAGACCAUCUAGUGGAGAAUCUUUAUGUAUAAAAAAUAAAUUGA
Messenger RNA from Paramecium sonneborni, 2481 nucleotides. Lineage: Eukaryota; Ciliophora; Oligohymenophorea; Peniculida; Parameciidae. The record is from the annotation of a GenBank genome assembly.